AUGAGCGAGGAGGUGGAGGAGUCACAGCUGCCUGAGGAGGUGCUGGAGGUUGAGGAGCAGGGGCAGCAUGAGCAGGAGGAGGUGCAGCAACAGGAGGGAGAGCAGGAAGUGCAGCAACAGGAGAAAGAGCAGAAAAUCAACCAACAUGACGUAGAUCAAAAGCAAGUAGACUUUCAGGAGGUCCAACAGGAGGUGCUACAGAAAGAAGAGGACCAGGAUCGAGAACAAGAGGUGAAUCGACCUGAAGAAGAGCAGCAAGAAGAGGAGAUGCAAAAGGAAAAGGAGGAGGAGGUGCAGCGAAUUGAAGAGCUGCAGCAGACUGAGGAGGAGGAGCAGACUGGGGAGAUGUCACGGACUGAAGAAGAGCAGACGGAGGUGCAGCAGCAGACUGAACAGGAGCAGCAUAUAAAGGAGGAGCACCAGGCAGAAGAGGUACAGAUUGAGGAGGUGCAGCAGAUUGAGGAGGUUCAGGACUUUGAGGACACUCUGCAGCAGAAUCACCAGGUCCUGAUUCGACUGAGAGGAAUGCAGAAAUAUAAAAGCACAUCAGAGAGGCUGAAGGGGGUCCUGGAGCAGAUGGACCGCGGUGUUGUGGAUCUGCAGGAACUCCGCAGAAACCUGGAGCUCGCUGCUGCCAUGUUGGAUGCUGUUUACACUGAUGAGACCAGGCGUCUGUUGGACACCGAGGAUGAGCUCAGUGACUUGCAGGCUGAGUCAGUGCCCAGUGAAGUACGUGAUUGGCUGGCAUGUACCUUCAGCAGGAAGAUGGGUGUGGCUAAGCGUCGUCCUGAGGAGAAGCCAAGAUUUAGGAGCAUUGUCCAUGCAGUGCAAGCUGGGAUAUUUGUAGAGAGGAUGUACAGACGGACAUCCAACAUGGCUGGUCUGACGUACCCUCCCACGGCUCUGACAGCCCUAAAGGAAGUGGAUCAGUGGUCGUUUGAUGUUUUUACAUUUCAUGAGGCAACUGGAGACCACGCCCUCAAGUUCCUGGUCUAUGACCUGCUGACCCGCUAUGACCUCAUCAACAGGUUCAGGAUCCCAGUGCAGGCUCUGGUGCAGUUUGUUGAGGCUCUGGAGAAUGGCUACAGUAAACACAAGAACCCCUACCACAACCUGAUUCAUGCCGCUGACGUCACUCAGACUGCCCACUUCCUGAUGCUGCACACUGGACUGAUGCAUUGGCUUAGCGAGCUGGAGAUUCUUGCGAUGGUUUUUGCUGCAGCAAUUCAUGACUUUGAACACACAGGAACCACCAAUAACUUCCACAUCCACACCAGGUCGGAGGUGGCCAUUCUAUACAAUGACAGAUCUGUGUUGGAGAACCAUCAUGUCAGUGCCGCUUACAGGCUGAUGGCAGAGGAGGACAUGAACAUCCUGGUAAACCUGAACAAGGAUGACUGGAGGGAGCUGAGGGCUCUGGUCAUAGAGAUGGUGAUGUCAACAGACAUGUCGUGUCACUUCCAGCAGAUCAAGACCAUGAGGAAUGCCCUGACACAGACACACAGUAUAGACAAAGUGAAGGUUUUGUCUCUGAUGCUUCACGCUGCAGACAUCAGUCAUCCAGCCAAGGCCUGGCCUCUGCACUAUCGCUGGACUCACAGUCUGAUGGAGGAGUUCUUCAGACAGGGAGAUAAAGAGGUGGAACUUGGCCUUCCUUUUUCUCCUCUUUGUGACCGCAAAGCCACCAUGAUUGCCCAGUCACAGAUAGGGUUCAUAGACUUCAUUGUGGAGCCAACUUUCAGUGGUCUGAUUGACACAACAGAAAAGGUCAUUGGUCCUCUGAUAGAAGAGGACAGGAAGGCCAGAGAGACUGGAAACAGAAGGUCCAGUCUAACAGGAAGUGGCUCAGUUACCGUGGAGUCGGUGCAGAGACACAGUAGUAGUCGCCACGGGAACAGUGAUGAUGGACAGAUGGACUUUUCCCUGACAGCCAUUGACCUGCCGACUCUGAGGCUCCACCUAUCUGGUGUCAUCGCCAGCAACAAAGACAGAUGGAAAGAGCUAUCUGUGCAUGAGCUGGCCAAUAAGGAGCAAGAGGAACAAGAAGAAGUGGAGUCUAAUGUCAACUCAGACAUCCAAUCUCAUGUCUCACUCAGUGACAAUGUCCUUGAUGGAAACACCUCUGACCAAUCACAGACGUCAGACAGCUCACCUCCUGAUGAAACACAUGACAAGUCUCCAGACUGCAUGCCUGCAGAUCACCUGACCUGGAACGGGGCUGGGCCAAUGGAGGACAAUGAGGAAGACGAUGGUGAACUGCCUGAAAAUGCCUGA
This is a messenger RNA of Chelmon rostratus (copperband butterflyfish), 2274 nucleotides long. Its product is annotated as calcium/calmodulin-dependent 3',5'-cyclic nucleotide phosphodiesterase 1A-like. Gene Ontology annotation, biological process: signal transduction. The transcript is spliced from 17 exons. Lineage: Eukaryota; Metazoa; Chordata; Actinopteri; Chaetodontiformes; Chaetodontidae. The coding region runs from base 1 to 2274 and encodes 757 amino acids. Gene Ontology annotation, molecular function: 3',5'-cyclic-nucleotide phosphodiesterase activity. The record is from RefSeq and is a predicted model, not a curated record.